Messenger RNA from Coccinella septempunctata (seven-spotted ladybird), 563 nucleotides. RefSeq lists its product as uncharacterized. Lineage: Eukaryota; Metazoa; Arthropoda; Insecta; Coleoptera; Coccinellidae. The record is from RefSeq and is a predicted model, not a curated record. The transcript is spliced from 2 exons. Bases 19 to 519 code for a protein of 166 amino acids.
CCAGUGGUGUUUUGCCUCAUGCCCAACCGGACCAGGCAGACCUACAUAGGGGUACUGCAGUUCAAUAGGCAACUAUUUGGUACCUCCGUUGUCUCCUCUGUCCUAUGUGACUACGAGAUGGCCCUGAGACAAGCAGGUUUGGAAGUUUUUAGUGGAAUUUCAUUGCGUGGAUGCUGGUUUCACUUCGCCAAAAAUGUUUUCAUGAAAGCACGCCAAAUGCAUAUUGCUGACGCAGUUGCCGUCAGAAUGGUCAUGUCCCUCCCACUCUUGCCCUCAGAAAGAAUUUCUGAAGGAAUAGACCUCGUUUGUGAGAUAAUUAAUAAUGAUGGGUUAUCAAGGUACAUGCAUAGACAGUGGCGGAACACAAACAUCUCUGUGUUUGGUUUUAGUAAUAGAACUAACAACGCCAUUGAGCUGCACGGACAAUUAUUAAAAAUAAUUGGUCGCGCACACCCGAAUUCUGGGUGUUCGUCCAAUUCCUCCAGAAAUUCGAGCAUUACAAGUGCUCUGAUUUACUGAGGGUACUAAGUGGUCACCAGCUGAGAAGACGACAGAGGCGCCGU